Messenger RNA from Oryzias latipes (Japanese medaka), 2392 nucleotides. RefSeq lists its product as uncharacterized. NCBI's taxonomy places the organism in Eukaryota, Metazoa, Chordata, Actinopteri, Beloniformes, Adrianichthyidae. The record is from RefSeq and is a predicted model, not a curated record.
UCGUCGUAGUGACAGAUGUCCAAAGCAUCGCGAGGGGCACUCCUCAGUUGCACCACACCGCAGCACGGAGAGGAGGGCCGGAUUCAUCUGCACCAAAACCCUGCUUUACCAUCCAGCCAGACUCUGGGAAGGAAUUCCGGUUCUUUUUACCAAGUAAGGAUUCAGGAAACACCAUGGGAGGCAAACUGAGCAAGAAAAGAAAAGGAUAUGAUGUAAGCGACCCCAAAGAUAAGAAGAAUGAGACCGCUGCAUCUGAGCCCAAUGUGGAAGAGUCUGCAAAGGUGGAAGAUGGAGCUCCACCUGCAGACAUGACGGCUGGGGAGGGUGCUGUAGUGGAGGAGCCCGCUGUGUCAGCUGAAGCCGCAGCAACCGAAGCUGCCGCACCCCCAGAAGAACCCAAAUCUCCACCUCCAGAGGAGGAAGCCUCUGGUGGUAAGGAGGCAGCUGCUGUCGAGGAGAAACCAGCAGCUGAAGCACUUCCAGCACCAGAAGUGUCAGGUCUUCUUGAAGAAGAAAAAGCUCCCGUGGCAGAAAAGUCUGCUCCAGUUGAAGAAGAACCAGUUUUGCAUGCAAGGGAACCUGCACAAGAAAAAGCUCCUGAUGUUGAGGAAAAAGAGACAGUGACAGAGAUUGUUAAAGCUCCAGAUGACAUUGAAUGUGCAGAAGAACCAGCUCCCAUCACAGCAGAGGAGGCUGCUCCGGAACAGAAAUGCGAACCAGCAGACACGGCUCCGGUUGUAGAAGCAGAAGUUUCUGUAGCAGUGGAAGCAGCUACUGUUAAUGAAGAAACAUCAAAAGACACAAUAGAAAUAUUAGCUGCUGCAGCAGAAGAACCAGCUCCUGCUGAAGAACCACCUUCACCAACAGAAAAGGAAGCAGAGAAAGAAGUACCACAGAAAAAUGAUGUAGAGGAUCCAGCAACAACAGAGUUGCCAAAAGCUGAAGAAGCAGCACAGGCAUCUUCAGCUCCUGAAGCAGAAGAAGAUGCACUGGUUAAGGCUGAACCCGAGUCUGCUGCUCCACCUGAAGAACCCAAUGUAGAAGUUCCUCUUGUACUUGCAGAAUCCGUUCCAGAACCAAAAGCUGCUGUUGAGCCAAAAGAAGCAGUGAAAGAGACAAUGGUGCCUGAUCUAGAACCAGAGGCUGAGUUAAUGCCAGAACAAGCCUUUGAGUCAGAAACCAAACCAGAGCAAAGCCCUGAGGCAGAUCCAGCAGCUGAGACCACAGUAGAGCCAGAACAAAAAGAGCCACAAGUAGCACCAGAAACAGAACCUAAACAACCAUCUGAGCCCGUGUCUACAGAGCUGCCCCAACCAGAGCAAACCUCAGAGCUAGAGCUAGAAGAAUUGCAGCAAGCAGAACAACAGGUCAGAGUAGAGAACGGACCAGGAGAACCUGAAUCAAUUGGAGCCGUAUCAGAGUCUGUGGAAGCAGAAAUAUCCGAGUCUGUGAAAGCAGAGAUGAAGAUCUCUGAAAAUGUGUCUGUGGUAGCAGCAGAGCCUGUCCCUGACAUCGUUGUCUCAGACCCGGUCUCUGCUUGUGACAUGAAUGUUGAGUUGGAAGAGCCUGCCUUGUCUUGCCCAGAGCCAGAGGUGGAAAGCAAGAUGGAGAAUGGAAAUUUAGAGAGCCUGUCUGCUACAGAGGACGUGGCAGACGGAGUCAACGGAGAGCUUGAAGAAAACUCUUCCGCUCCAGCAGAGGAAUGUGUAAAUGGAAAUGAAGAACAGGAGGAGAUGGCGAUCAAGGAGCAGAGUGAUUUUGAGCUGAAAAAGGAUGUGACCCUGUGUGGAGGUGCCCAGGAAGUUUCUCCAUCAGACAUGAUGGAUAGUCUGAGCACAGAGGUCACCCAGGGAGUCUGAGAAGAAAAGUUCUCUUAUGUCACUGUGAAAGUAAUCAAUUUGUCGUUGAUCCAAGAAAGCCAUCAAUCCAACAAGGCUUUCUAGAGUGUUUUGUGACCACUAAAUCCUUUUUUGUGGCCACUCAGGACAAGGAUACUUUCUAUUGAGUAACCCAAUAGAUGGUGUGUAUCCCAGAGUGACGGGACACACACGGGCGCGAUGGCAGUGAGACGGAAGUGCAGAGAAAAGACUUGUGCGCAAAGGUUGCAACUCAACGGCAUGAAGAAAAAAUACUGAACAGUAGAUAUGGUAUUAAAUAAUAAAUGAAUCUGUGUGUGUGCGGCUGAAAAAAUGAUGCACUAUGGUCUUUGGAAGCAUCCAUUAUUAGCAUUUUACUGGAUCUAGAUUUACGUAUAUCCUUUCUAUUAUCACAUGAAGUACAAUGACAUGAUGUGUUGGCCUUUUUUAAAUGAUGGUACCUGUAAGGUCUGUUCAUUUUAAAGUGAUUGUUGAGAAUAGAUAAUAAAGAGAGAUUACUGUAGUCCACAAUAAUA